This is a messenger RNA of Nematolebias whitei (Rio pearlfish), 1603 nucleotides long. Its product is annotated as transmembrane and coiled-coil domain protein 3. The coding region runs from base 115 to 1572 and encodes 485 amino acids. The transcript has 4 exons. Gene Ontology annotation, cellular component: endomembrane system. Lineage: Eukaryota; Metazoa; Chordata; Actinopteri; Cyprinodontiformes; Rivulidae. The record is from RefSeq and is a predicted model, not a curated record.
GUGCGUGCGCGUGUGAGUCCGUGAAGGGGUUCAGCAUGGGGACGAGUUCAGCCGCGAGUCGCGGGACCGAAGUGAGGAGCUGUUAGCCUCCGGACCAGCUCCGGAUGGGAGGGCAUGACCGCGGCCGGCGCCAGCAUGUCGGUGCAAAGUUUGUGUAAAGUGGAGAAACACGGCGGCUGUCGGAUGGACCGGAGUACAGAGGGCAGUUUUCUGCGUCGGGGUUCUUCAGAGAACAACCUGGAUCUGGACCUGACAGAUGCAAGUCCCCGUUCUGCUCUCGGCGUGGAGGUUCAGCGGAGUCGUUCCUGCAUGGACAACCUCCAGCAGAAGAUACUGAAAGUGACCGAACAGCUGAAGAUUGAGCAGACGGCUCGAGACGAGAAUGUCGCCGAGUAUCUGAAGCUGGUGAACAGCGCAGACAAGCAGCAGGUGGGGCGCAUCAAGCAGGUGUUUGAGAAGAAGAACCAGAAGUCCGCUCAGAACAUUGCACAGAUGCAGAAGAAGCUGGAGCAGUACCAUCGAAAGAUGAAAGACAAUGAAGUCCUCCACAGUCCUCCUCCUCGCUCUUCCUCAGUAAAACGCAGCACCAUACCCAGGGAGUCUCCCAGACAGCUGCUGAAGGACAUGACCGGCAGCGGUCGACACCCGACCAUGGACAAAAUCAAAACCAUCGGACCGGGAGUUUCUCUCUCCCCCCCUUUCUUCUUCAGUAAGCCCAGAGAGUUUGCCAACCUCAUCAGGAACAAAUUUGGUAGUGCUGAUAACAUCGCUCACCUCAAAACCAACAUGGACUCCUCCUCUGUGCUGCCGUCCGAUAACGCAGGAAAAGGGCUGAGCAGCAGCACCUCUUUGGUGGGCAAGCCCAAGUAUCCCAGCGACGACGAGUGCUCGUCGGGCAGCGCCUCCAUUUCAGCCGACAGCAACGGGAACCCCACUGUGGGAGGAGCUGCUGCAGGACAGGGACAGCAGGUCGGGGGAGACAGCCAGAACAGACUGGACCUCUACUAUGAGGAGGUGCGGGAGAUCAAAGACACCCAAGGCCAACUGGAGGAGGACAUCGAGGAGAUGAAGGCUCAGUUCAAGAGAGAGUACGACAUUAUUAAUCAAACACUACAGGAGGAGAGAUACAGGUACGAGCAUUUGGAGGACCAGCUGAACGACCUGACAGAACUUCAUCAACAUGAAAUGUCCGACCUGAAGCAGGAGCUGGCCAGCAUCGAGGAGAGGGUGGCCUAUCAGGCUCAAGAAAGGGCCAGAGACAUACAGGAAGCCCUCGAGUCGUGUCAGACUCGCGUGUCCAAGCUGGAGAUCCAUCAGCAGCACCAGCAGCAGACGGUCCAGCUGGAAAGUCCCAACGCCCGCGUCCUACUGGGGAAGACCAUCAACAUCAUGCUGGCCAUCAUUACUGUCAUCCUGGUUUGUGUCUCCACUGCUGCCAAGUUCGCCGCCCCGCUGAUGAGGAGCCGGUAUCACGUGGUAGCAACCAUCCUGGGGGUGUGCUUUUUGACUGUCUUCUGGAAGAACUGGGACCGUUUACAGUUUGCUAUAGACAGGUUGUUGGUACCAGCUUAGGUCACUUUAGACUAUUAACAUUAAUCCUGCU